AUGUGGCAUGUGCCAGGUGAAUUGCACAACGUCUCGUUGCGCUUCAUGCGCCACUUGAUGCACCUGCUGCUGUUGCUGCCACCGCAACCGGAACUCGGCUGUAAGAUACUCUACAACAUUCUUCUCUUCAUCUACAUUUUGGGCAUCUUUCGAUGGCGUUUCUCCUUCAAUUACGAAGUCAUCUUUGAUGCCAUUAAUAAUGAUGUCUCGCGUGUGCUCGACCUGAUCAACUUUGUGACUCUCAUUGUGGGACACUCUGUGAUGGCCACGGAGCUGCUCUGGUGGAAUCUCAGCGAUCAGAUUGAACAGCAGCUCCAACAAAUUCGAUACGUGCUGCGCAUUCAGUUCGGACACAAAGUAAAACUCAAAAGGAUUAAGAGAUACUGCAACAUCAUCUAUAAAAUCAUUGCUAUUCGAUUUUCCAUUUUGUUUUCUAUAACAAUUUUUAAUAUUAUUUCCACCAACACUUUGCUGCUGCUUAUUUGUCAUCUGUACUCUGAGCUUGUGUUUACACUGCGAUGCAUGGAGUUCAGUUUGCAUGCCACGCUUAUAUUGGGUUUCUAUAAGGAACUCAAUGAUGUGGGAAAUGAUAUUGUUGUGAGACUAUCACAUAGUUCUUUGGCAUCGGAGUUAAACUUGCAGGUGCAACGUUUGGCUGUUCUGCAACAAUUACAUCAGCUGCUCUGGAAAACUCAUCGCGACAUCGAGAAGAACUUUGAGCGGAGCUUAAUCAUGGUCAUGAUGAAGUGCUUUGUGGAUAGCUCAGUGAUGCCUUACUGGUUGUAUUUUAACAGCACCAGAACCAACGCCCUUGCAAUGCAGCUGUACACUACAACUGAGGAAUUUGGAAAGCUGCUGGAAAUUUGCAUUUCAUGUUGGAUCUGCACUCGCUGCGAUCUCUUGCAACGCAAAUUUCACUCGCUUUUUCAUGGUGUCUCUAGAAAUCGUUUAAGAUACGAAAUAAACUCUUCACUGCUUAAAGUAUCUUCUCAAUUGUCACAGGAAAAAAGUCAGUUUAAUAUUGGAGGAUAUAUAACACUCAACAAUAAAAUGCUGGGCAAGUUUAUUUUUGGCAUGAUAAGCUACUUCAUCAUUUGUAUGCAGUUCAUAAUUAUGUUCAUGGACAAAAGCCAAGCACAAGAGGUCAUCAAUCUAGCCUUGCUGUAUGGCGUUGCUGAGGAGCUGGGCAAACUGUUGGAGAUCUGUGUUCCCUGCUGCAUUUAUACACGUUGUGAUCAGCUGCAACUGCAAUUUCGUUCCCUAUUUCAUGGCAUCUUUGCCAAUCGUUGGCAUGAAAAACUAAACUCUGGCUUGCUGAGCAUCUCCACUCAAUUGGGUCAAGAACGAAGUCAGUUUAGCAUUGGCGGCUUCUUCAUGCUCAACAAUAAAAUGCUGGGCAAGUUCAUUUUUGCCGUCGUUAGUUACUUCAUUAUUUUUCUGCAAUUUCGCUUGGCUAUGAACAAAAAGGAAGAAGCAGUCAUGGAACACACUUUGAACUCUUCAAUAAUCAACGCUGAAUAUAAGUAGCA
Molecule: messenger RNA, 1529 nt
Organism: Drosophila nasuta
Lineage: Eukaryota; Metazoa; Arthropoda; Insecta; Diptera; Drosophilidae
Product: putative gustatory receptor 98a
Exons: 5
Coding region: 1-1527 (508 amino acids)
Biological process (GO): chemosensory behavior; sensory perception of taste; male courtship behavior
Cellular component (GO): neuronal cell body; dendrite; membrane
Source: RefSeq, a predicted model, not a curated record